AUUCUUUCGAAUCGAUCAUAGAAAUUAUGUAUGCUAUGGAAUCGAUCCACGCUCGAUUAUUUUCAUAAUUUUCAUUCACUGCCGUGCAAUCUCGAAUUUCUUGAAGCAGAGCAGUUCGCUGCUUCUCGUGAUUGUUGCUUCAGUCUUAGAAUAGUUCACAAGAAUGAGUAAACAUCAUACACAUGAGAUAAGUGAGCAUCCUGAAGUUCAAUGGGCUCUGGACUUGCUUAAACCAGAUCCCACUUAUGAGCUCGGUGUAAUGCAGAAAUAUGCUGGAGAAGUAGUAUGUAUGGCAAGUGGUUUUGCAAUACCAUGUAUAGCAAAUUGGUUUAGACGCAGGCCGUUUUAUGCGGGAAUACAAGUACAUCUUACAUCAAUGGCAGUAGGAUAUGUUGUAUCACAAAUUCUUAAGAAAAUUGUUGAUGAUUAUCAGGCAGAACGUGAUACUAGAUUAAGAGAUUAUAUUAUACGACAUCCAGAGCUAUUUCCUGAACCAGUACGUGUGAAAUACAGCGAAGUUUUUCAGGAGUGGUGUCCAAUUCGUUAGGUAAUUAUUACAAUAUAUUAGAAGUGCUGCAUCUUGAUUAUGUAUUCUUUCAUGCAGAUAGACAGUGCAGUUCAAUGCAAUAAAUAUAGAUAUAUUGUGUGUAUGUACAUAUUAAUAAAAUUUAUAAAAUAUAUAUAAAAUAUAUUGUGUAUUAUGACAAUAGUAAUAAAAAAAAUAAAAAUAAAAAAAGCAGGAUAAA
Messenger RNA from Cataglyphis hispanica, 746 nucleotides. RefSeq names its product NADH dehydrogenase [ubiquinone] 1 subunit C2 (gene ND-B14.5B). Gene Ontology annotation, cellular component: mitochondrial inner membrane. The transcript is spliced from 3 exons. The record is from RefSeq and is a predicted model, not a curated record. Lineage: Eukaryota; Metazoa; Arthropoda; Insecta; Hymenoptera; Formicidae. Gene Ontology annotation, biological process: mitochondrial electron transport, NADH to ubiquinone. Bases 164 to 547 code for a protein of 127 amino acids.